Oreochromis niloticus (Nile tilapia) is the source of this 8099-nucleotide messenger RNA. It is a transcript of the gene ntn2, whose product is annotated as netrin 2. Gene Ontology annotation, cellular component: basement membrane. The transcript is spliced from 8 exons. Lineage: Eukaryota; Metazoa; Chordata; Actinopteri; Cichliformes; Cichlidae. Gene Ontology annotation, molecular function: protein binding. The record is from RefSeq and is a predicted model, not a curated record. Bases 1142 to 3046 code for a protein of 634 amino acids. Gene Ontology annotation, biological process: animal organ morphogenesis; motor neuron axon guidance; tissue development.
UAAUUUUAAUUAUCCGCGGCUUUGAAUUCGUGUUUGAACGGUCUUUGUUUGAGAUGAAUUACUGGAUGAAGGCAGCGCGGUUCCGGGCCCGGGCCGGGCCAAGCUGGGCCAUGCCGUGCUGUGCUGUUCCCCCCAGAGGAUGGUACAGUAAAUAGCCUACAGGAGGAAUGUUGAUCAGCUUACAGCGGGCCAGGAGGUUCUCAGGAUUUGAUCGACCGCGAUGCUAAUGACCGGCCUACCCACCGGUUCAGCGUUGUGCGCUCAUUACGACCUCCAUAUGGCUGCCUGUGAACACAGCCCGGAACGGAGCAUUUAGAGCAGGCAGCAGAGUAACUGUCGGUCCGUAAAGUGGCGGAGAUGUAUUUGUUGUAAAAGUGAGGCCGUGGAAUGAAAUCAAAUGAUAUAAGUGGUAGUUUAGUCACACGUGUUUUUCUUCGCGCAUAUUUAUUUCUUUUAUUAAUUGGGCGCCUCUUCAAAUUACAGGAAAAAUGAAACUUAAGUUAUCCAAAUACUGUGCGCUAUUGGAUAUGCAGAUCUCUCUCUCUCACGCUCUCUCUCUCUCUCUCUCUCUCUCUCUCUCGGGUGCGCUCUUGCUCUCUUGGUUUUGGGGGAAAUCUGGGUUUGAUUUUAACGGGGAGUAGCCUAACCCGGGCUCUCUUUACAUAUGGAUGUACUGGACGCUCUUCAGUCGCUCUGAGCUUCGGACGCGGAUGGGUUCGGUGGUCCAUCUCUCCUCCCGCCGGUAUCUUCUCACUUGUGCUUAACUAUUUUUAAAAGGAGACGAACGUGAGAAAGUACGCGUCACUUUUUCCCCCUCGUUUGGAGAGGACGGUUUUUGACGGAGCACGAAGCUUAAUGCUAAGGUGGAUCUCUCGCUUGUAGGACGUCUUUUAAAAGUACAAAGUCAGCGGCUCUGACGUCUCGUGACACUGGGGAAAGGCUCUGGUCAGCCUGAAGUGAAGGGUCACUGAGCUCAGACACUCUUCUUCCACUGACUCACAAAUUACACACACACGGGGGGGGAGUCACACACUGACACAUCAGUGCAACGACGCAGACACUCAGUUUACACACUUGGGCACACACACACAUACCCCUCAUCCUUGCGCAUACACAUCCAAACACAGGCCCCUUGAGCAGGAUGAGGGAACCUUGGAGGUACCUGCUGGGCCUGUGCCUCCUGGCAUGCUCAACCUUCACCCAUAGUGCCGCUAAUCCCUUCGCAGGACAGCAGACUCCUCCAGACCCCUGCUACGAUGACACAGGUGCAGCACGCCGGUGUAUCCCUGAGUUUAUCAAUGCUGCCUUCGGCAAGGAGGUUACGGUUUCCAGCGUGUGUGGCCGACCUCCCUCCCGUUCCUGUAGCGUGGUGGAUCGGGGCGACGAGCGGCCUUCUGUACGUACGUGCCAAAUCUGUGAUGCAGCCGACCCUCGCCGUGCCCACCCGGCUUCCUACCUCACCGACCUCAACUCGGCCCACAACCUCACCUGCUGGCAGUCGGAGAAUCUGAACACCUCUCCGUACAAUGUGACUCUCACCCUUUCGCUGGGUAAAAAAUUUGAGAUUACCUACGUCAGCCUGCAGUUUUGUUCACCACGGCCCGAGUCCCUGGCCAUAUACAAAAGCAUGGACUAUGGCAAAACCUGGAUGCCCUACCAGUUCUACUCCUCGCAGUGCCGCCGCAUGUACAACCGACCCAACAAAGCAACCAUCACCAAGCAGAAUGAGCAGGAAGCUCUUUGCACAGAUGGUCACACUGACCUUUAUCCGCUGUCUGGAGGGCUUAUAGCUUUCAGCACUCUGGAUGGACGGCCUUCUGGUAAAGAUUUUGACAACAGCCCAGUUCUUCAGGACUGGGUCACCGUCACUGAUAUCCGUGUGGUCUUUAGCCGGCCGCAGAUGCCCCGGGAGUUGGUACUAGGGGCCGGAGGCAACACUGGAGGGAGGGAUGAUGACCCCAUGGCAGUGACGUCAACACUCCCAACUUAUUUCUAUGCAGUGGGAGACUUCCAGGUGGGCGGGAGGUGUAAGUGCAACGGCCAUGCCUCACGCUGUCUGAAAGACAAGGAAGGUAAACUGGUGUGUGACUGCAAACACAACACGGAGGGACCCGAAUGUGACCGCUGCAAGCCCUUUCACUAUGACCGACCUUGGCAGAGGGCCAAUGCUCGCGAGGCCAAUGAAUGUCUGCCGUGCAACUGCAACCUCCACGCCCGCCGGUGUCGAUUCAACAUGGAGUUGUACAAGUUGUCAGGGAGGAAAAGUGGAGGGGUGUGCAUGAAUUGCCGCCAUAAUACCGCAGGACGCCACUGCCACUACUGCAAGGAGGGCUUCUACAGGGACAUGGCCAGACCAAUCACCCACAGGCGAGCCUGCAAAGCUUGUGACUGCCACCCUGUGGGCGCAGCAGGCAAGACAUGCAACCAGACCACAGGCCAGUGCCCCUGCAAGGAUGGUGUCACUGGCAUCACCUGCAACCGCUGCGCCAAGGGCUACCAGCAGAGCCGCUCGCCCGUGGCCCCCUGCAUCAAAAUCCCUGUGGUCAACCCCACAGCUGUCGUGAGCAGCACAGAGGAACCAGCAGAUUGUGAGUCCUACUGUAAACCAGUGAAAGGCAACUUGAAGAUCAACAUGAAGAAAUACUGCAAGAAGGAUUACGCUGUCCAAGUGAACGUGCUGGACAUGGAGACGGUGGGGGACUGGGCCAAGUUCUCUGUUAGCGUGGUGGCUGUGUACAAGAGCCGGGGCGAACCCUUAAAGCGAGGUGACAACAUCUUGUGGGUACAUAUGAAGGACCUUGCCUGCAAGUGUCCCAAGAUCCAGAUGAGCAAACGAUUUUUGGUGAUGGGCGGCGCCGAAGGUGGAACGGGCCCAGGAGCAGGUCCAGGAGUCGGGCCUGGAGGCGGAGCCAGCAGUCCGGGGGCGGAGCGCAUAGGCUUGGUGGCCGAUAAGAACAGCCUGGUGAUCCAGUGGAGAGACGUUUGGACGAGACGUCUGAGGAAGUUCCAGCGCAAGGAGAAGAAGGGGAAGUGUAGCAAAGCAUGAUUGGGAAAAGCAGCGUCCAUCCCUACCUCUCCCUCCACAGCACUCAAUCACAAAUCCUGACUCUUGACUUCUCUUAUCCCCCGCCACUCGAGUCCUUUCUCCUCCUCCAUUGUGGGAACGCUGCACAUUACGAAGACUGCAUGUACCCUGCCUGUUUUAAGGACCACGUUUUGUGUAUAUUGUAUAAUUAUUUUCAUUUUUAUUUUUCAAGUUUUUUUCAUUGUAAGGCCACUUGUCUAUUUGUCCGAUUGGUUUGCCUUAAAAAGGGACCAUUAAAAAGGGUGUGAAGUGUAGACAAAAGCAGGUGCCAUUUCCCCCUCUCGACGACGGCAACUGAACUGUCCAACCCCCCGCUAGAAAAUACAACCCCCUGACCUCCACCUGUCAAAACUGCCUGUCUCCUGCCAUUUUAAGGUAUUCCCAUACAAGACUACCAAUGCUCACACCUCACUGUUCUCUGAGGAUUUUAUUAUAGAGUGUUUAUCACUUCACAGACUGAUAUCAGCAACAAGACAAGCUGCAGAUCUCCAGCUUGGCCACCUCACACUGAUGACCUUCAGUAUUUUCCGGUCUAAACGGGCCUACUUUCUCAAGGUCUUUGCAGUAUCUUCUUUGGACUAUAGGACUCCCACGUCCUACGAGGAACCAAGGGCUCCCUUUGCAGGGACAUUUUCCACAGCAAACCUCAGUCACACCACCACUGCUGCUGCCGCCACCACCACACAGCCCUCACAGAAUAACCUGCUCACGUAGGCUCUUAUACGUUCAAGUACGCGAUGCCACUGCUCAUAAUAGAGUUUGUAUAUCUUUCGUGGCCACUUUGCUAUCUCAGCCAUCCACAUCCUUAUUUGAGAUGUAUCCCUUUGUUGCAUUGGGCACGAGUGAGUCACAUCGCAGGCCUCUUCACCACUAGUCCCUCUCAUGAGUGGUUUAUAAAGUCACCAUCAUGACUCAUGGCCUGUCACUUUGUGGAAGAUGAAGCGGUGUGGACAGGCGGACUGGAUUUCAGAACAAUACCAACUUUUCCAUUGAGACUUUUGCGCUUCGUGGAUAAUCUCUUUGCUGGGUACAGCUCUUCCAGACGUUGCUGUGUGGCCAGUGUCACUUGUGUCUUUAAAAAUGGCCGAACAUUUCAUUGCGUUGACUGAUGAAGACUGGCAGGCUUUUGUUUGCCACAACAAGAGAUUGAAACAAGAGUUCCUUUUUCAUGCAGUAAAAACACAAAAACAAGUCGGAUAAAAGAAAAGACGUAGCUGUGUUGUUGGGUUUUUUUGUUUUUGUUUUUCGUUCCUUUCUUAGUAUUUCGACAAAAUGAAUGAGCCUGGAACAUUUUUAGUGCUCACUGAUUGUAUUAUGACAUGAGAGGAUCAUAUUUCAGUCCUCAUGUGCUUGGUUAAGUUUGCAUGUUUGUGGGGUUUUUUUCUUUUUCUUUUUUUUUGCUGGUCCAUCAAAUCCUUACAGGGAGCAGAGAGAGGUAAACCAAUAUGAGCAUGACGAUCCAAAGGAAAACUUCCCAGGUCAUCUUCCACCACUUGCCCACCCCAAAUUCAUAACCCUGUCAUGCUUUGCCAAAUAAGAGUAGUCAGUUUUUAAAUUCAAUUAAGAGACUAUGAAAGUCAGGACCAACGAAUUAACCGCAGAGAAAACCAUCUGGUUGCUCUCAAGCUUUUUAUCUGCCUUUUGCAGUUAUUUCAUUUUGUAAAGGACUUUACAAUUUAUUUAAAUAGAGUACAAUAUAAACACACAGUUUAGUUGAGGGGCACAUCAAGCUCACAUAGCAGUGAGUGUUCCUACAGGCAUCUCAUGCUAGCUUGUGGUUACGCUCCUUUGGCUUUGGCGGCAUGUUUGGUUUGUCAUUCCUCCAAAAGUGUCUCUCCUCUGCUCUCGUCUGUGUGUCAGCCACAAACUCCCUCCCUCCACCCCUUUCCCCAAACCCCCCCUCGAAUUCUCCUUUUAACCCAUUUUGCAUGUUGUGUAUUUAGUGUUUUAGAUAAGUGAAAGCACAGAAAGAGGCUUCCAGACUCCUCUGUGGUGUAUAGUACUGCACUGUAGUUCUUGUUUUCUGAGAAUGUAAAUCAAUCUGCAAAGAAAAGACACACAGGUGAAUGGUCUGAUUGUGUUUAUGAAGUGUUGUUAGAACUGAGGACGUCUGAUGGCAUGAUAUUUGAUGCUGUUAUGAACUCUGAACAUGAUUAGAUGUUGUUCAAACGAUUGUGGCUCAUCAUGCUUUUCUCUCUCAUCAAGACAUUUUUUGUUUUUUCUAAUACAAUGCAAAAACAAGUUGUAACCAAAAUGAAUUAUAAGCCACCUCGACUUCUGAUGUGUGACAAAAAAAAGCAGACAUUUAAGUUUUCCAUGGCACUAUGCUGAGGGCACAAAUCCCACUGAUGGAAUUUCUCAAAAAUGCAGAAGCAGUCCUUUAUUUAUGUGUCGGCUGUCCUCUGUGACCUGUCAGACAGGUGGUGUUACAGUAGCACCCGUGUCCGCAUCCUGGUAUGUAAGUCUGGCAUUACGAAGAAUUGUCAAAAUAUUUGCUUCAGCUCCUUGAGCACCCAACACCCUCGUGAAGGAAUUCCACAAAAUUCUUUCUCUUCUAGUUUUCACCUGAUAUGUCACACUAUAGGAACGCUUCCAAAAAAGGCUUUUUCUGAUGCCUGCUGAUCAUUUUUGCCAGUUCAGUUUACCCAAAGUGCUGGAUAGUUCUUAAACUAUACACAUGUAUAACUAUCCUGCCUACAAAUCUUUAGAGUGUGGCGCUGCAUGGGAACACAUUUACCCUAAGGGCCCCGUUGUGCCAGCCAAGCAGAUAAGUGUACAAUCGUGUCAGGUUUUACUGCUCACAUGGUCACAGAUCAGACAGGCAUGUUGUAAGAUGACUUAUAGAUGGAGGCGAUUUCCCUUAUACAAGUGCUGAUGUAGAGGUUUUUUUUCAGAGUAGCGACACCUAUUCAGAGGAGUACUGUAGCAGCUUCCUGCACCAUAAACGUAUAGGACUGUGAUGAUGACAUUGCCUGUGGCGUGCAAAAAGACCAGCGUGAAAGGUAUACUGAGGCCUCCUGUCAUGCAGCUACUGUCAAUAGCAACUCAUGAAACUGCUAUUGGAAAUACGUUUCACUAUAAUGAUGUUAAACAAAAUGUUACUGGUGUGUCACUUCUGCCAUAAAACGUCUGAAACCAGCAGCUGAUGGAUCACCAUGUGUUAGCUAGCUAGUUUUAGCUAAAACGCCCUUUUUUGCCUUCACAUCUAAAAGAGCAGCAUCAUUGACAAAUUCAAAUCAAGAUUAAGCAUGUUUGUGCUUUUGCACUGCAGUGUAAAGUGAAGGAAUGUCCACUAAAUGCACUAUAUGGACAAAAGUAGUAUACCUCACACCUACAAGAGCUGCUUGGCCACCAAAAUCCAUGUCGUGAAGCUCCUGGCACACAGCUUCUGUGCUGAUGUUAAUGCUAAACAAGGUUUGCAAAUCUGCAGUUAUUGAGUCACUGGUGAUGUUUACACACUCAGCGGUUGCUCUGUAACCUCACAUGGCCUUCCACUUCGUCACUGACUAUUCCUAAACACGCCCAUGUUUGUGAUAAUACCACUGAGAGCCUAUCGUACAAUAUCUGGAAGAGGAAAAAAUUACACACGUGGUGGAUUUCAGUGAACUCUUUAGAACUGAUCUUUCACAAAUGCUUGUAAAAGCAGACUGCGUUGCUAGGUGCUUCAUUUUAUACACCUGUGGCAAUGGGUUUGAAGACACCUGAAUUCAUUAAAAGGUGUGGUCCAAAAUCUUAAAACAUCACCAGAAUGGAGCGUGAUCACAUCUUUGUGUAAAUCUUUUAAAAGGGUGAUCUAAACAUUAAUGGAUUGUAAAAGAUGAAAUAUUUACACGGUUCUCCUGCAGUUCUGUGGAGUGUCUGGUAUGUAAGCUGGAAAAAAUACAGUUUUCCCUGCAGGGCUCUGCACAGGUCACAUGAUCGAAAACUACGAACCAGCUUUUCCUUUUCUUAAGUGCCCACCCUAAACAUCGAAAUCAAAAUAGGUUAAAAUUGGCCAGAUUUUGUUUGAGGGGGGGGUUAGGGGGUGGAAGUGUAGCGCUUGUGAAAGCUAUUUUGUGAGCCUCAUAGAGAGAGCCAUCCUGUUGUUUUAUAUUAACAAGCCCAGCAGCUUGGCAGUGGAACUGAGACCAUAACUGCUUCACUUUGCUUCCCCCCUGUUUUUUUUUUUUUUUCCACAGCGUUUAUAGCAUUCACAGGUGUGUGAGUUUGUGUGUUUAAUUAACCUUCCCGAGCAAACAAGUGACACGCACAACUUGCAGAAAGGUGAGAGGAAACUUAUUUGAAGUUUAGCGUUUUUGGUGGGGUUAGGGUUCUGAAACGGUCCACGAUGAAGAAUUAUCAAACACAUUUUCUUGGUCAACUUCCUAUUGUUUGUUUUUUCAUUAUUUGUUUCGUUGUUUUGUACACAUGUGUCAUUUUCAUCCACACAUUUGGCUUGUCCUUUUUUUUUUUUUUUUUUAAAUAUUGUAAAUAUGUACUGAACUGCCUCUGCCGUUUAUGUUGUCUUUUGUAAAGCAUCACUUAGCCUGGGAUGACUCACAUUUAUGGAUGUACAAACCAGAUGAUUAUGGAUGUUAUAUGGAUGUAGAAACCAGGAACAUAUGCUUUCGUGAUCACGACCAGAAGACGUGGUUCAGAUAUUACACAGAAUGUAUUCCUUUCGGUUUUAUGUUGUUUCCAGACAACAACCACCCAGUUGUAAAUGACUUUGAGGUGAAUGGAGUAAAAACGUGACUGACUGGACCCUCUGCUUUUCCCAUAGAGGUACAGAUGGAAACAGACACACAAAGCCCACCAUGUCCUGUUACAUUAAUGUCCUGGGAAUAAUGGUUCACUCACACAAAAAUUGUCCACCUACCUUUUUUGGGGGAACAAAGGGAUCCUGCCCUCAGUCUAGCACUGCUUUUCACUUCUGUUAUAUCGAAGUCUUCCUUGUACAUUUUCCUCUGAGGCAAUGAACCACUGACUUUUUAAUCUAAAUGGUAAAAAAUAAAUUAUUAGGUAAUGAACUGUG